Sitophilus oryzae (rice weevil) is the source of this 609-nucleotide messenger RNA. RefSeq lists its product as uncharacterized. The record is from RefSeq and is a predicted model, not a curated record. Lineage: Eukaryota; Metazoa; Arthropoda; Insecta; Coleoptera; Curculionidae. The transcript has a single exon. Bases 1 to 609 code for a protein of 202 amino acids.
AUGGGGCAACAAAUCAAAUUAGACGACUUAUACGCUCUUAUAAAUACCGUAAACAACAAUAUCUCAUCCAAAAUUGAUAACGUUAAGAUAGAUAUUGACAGCCUAACAAAAAAAGUGGAUAGCCACAUAACAGAAAUUGAAAAGAAAAUCGAAGACUUAGAAUCUGAAAAUAAGGAGUUAAAAAUCCGCAUACCCACCAUUGAAAGAAUACUGAAGAAAAAUAAUUUAAUCUUUUACGGAAUACCUGAAGACAAUAACGAGAAUUUGCUGACAAUUAUUCUAGAACUAAUACAAGGGAAGAUAAGGGUUGAUCUAAAGCUAGAAGAUAUAUCUGAGUGCUUCAGAUUAGGAAAAGCAACAACUGCGAAGCGUCCAGUACUCCUUACACUGAUAUCAGGUUUAAAAAGAAACCAUAUAUAUCACAAUAAAACCAAUCUCAAGGGAACUGGAAUUUACCUAAGUGAAGAUUUAAUACCAGAAGAUAGAACAAAUAGACAGAACUUGGUUAAAAAAAUGAAAGAAGCUAGGGCACAAAAUAGAAACGCUUUCCUAAGAGGCAACUCAUUGGUUUUGGAUGGUGUUAUUUACAACCCCAAUGAGACUUUAUAG